AAUGGGUGUCUGACCUAAACACUCCUCACGCUUUAAAAGACAUUUCCUCCCACACGCUCUCUCCCUGCAUCUCUGCUUUUUGACUCACCGAAAAGGAGCCGAGCUGGAGCCUGAGCUGUGAAUGGUGAGAACAGAUAAGAAGCUGGCUGGGAGAGGAGUGACGGAGCUGCUGGAGACGCUGCAGUGACAGAAGAGAGAGAAGCAUCCUUUAUUUGGCUUUGGGGGAGUUGGGGGAUCAUCACAAGUUACCUGCAGAUGAGAGAUUAAUUACGCUAAUACAGAUCUUUCACCACAACAAAGACUUGAAUUUAGUCUGAGAUCCAAACCGAGUUAUUUAAUACAUCUCACGUCAUGGGCACACAAAGCCUUCUGGGCUGCCUUCUUCUGAUUACUCUGCUUAGCUUGUCGAACGCCGGGCUCAUCAAGAAAAUCCUGCGGCAACGCCGCCAGACUCUGUCGCCCCUUAAAGAACGUAAUAUCACCCUAGCCGGUGCGGGCCACCCCGUGGUUUUCAGCCAUGUCUACAACAUCAAUGUUCCCGCCAGCUCGCUGUGCUCGGUGGAUCUGGAAGCCCCCGGGAGCACGCAGCUCUACCCCAAAGACGCGACGGGAGCCUCCUCAGGCCACCAGGUCACCGAACACACACUGGACGGGGAGAACCAGAUCGUCUUCACCCAUCGCAUCAACAUCCCCAGGCUGGCCUGCGGCUGCACCGAUGACCUGCCCGGCCUGAAGGACCUCAUAAGCCGGCUGGAGAUGCUUGAAGGCGAAGUUUCGACUCUGAGAGAUCAGUGCAGCAGCAGCGAGGGGACCUGCUGCAGCGCUCAGCUCACAGGUGAACUGGGAACAAAACCUUACUGCAACGGUCAUGGAAACUACAGCGUGGAAACCUGCGGCUGCCUGUGUGAGCCCGGCUGGAGAGGGCCCAACUGCUCCGAGCUCGAGUGUCCGGGCGGCUGCCGGGGCCGCGGCCGCUGCGUGGACGGGAAGUGCGAGUGUUUCAAAGGCUUCGCCGGCACAGACUGCGACCUGGAGGCCUGCCCGCUGACCUGCGGCGCCCGCGGCCGCUGCGAGGCCGGCGUCUGCGUCUGCUCGGACGGCUUCUCCGGCCACGACUGCUCCCAGAGCCGGUGCCCCAGCGGCUGCCUGGGCCGAGGCCGCUGCGAGGACGGAGACUGCGUGUGCGAGGAACCCUGGACGGGCCUGGACUGCUCCGAGCUCAUCUGCCCCAACGACUGCUACGACCGCGGGCGCUGCGUGAACGGCACCUGCUUCUGCGACCAGGGCUUCGGCGGGGAGGACUGCGGGCGGGACAGCUGCCCCGCCAACUGCCACGGCAACGGCUUCUGCGUGGACGGGAAGUGCGUCUGCACCGCCGGGUACGGCGGCGAGGACUGCUCUGGCCUCACCUGCCUGAAAGACUGUAAUGAGAGAGGGACGUGUUUCAAUGGGAUGUGCAUCUGCGACUCGGGCUACCAAGGUGAGGACUGCAGUCAGCUGGCGUGUCCCAACAACUGCAACAGCCGGGGCCAGUGCAUAAACGGACAGUGUUCCUGCGAUGUUGGCUUCCAGGGCGACGACUGCUCUGAGCUCUCCUGUCCCAACGACUGCCGGCGGAGGGGCCGCUGCCUCAACGGUCAGUGCGUGUGCGACGAGGGCUUCACCGGGGAGGACUGCAGCGUCCGGACCUGCCCCUCUAGCUGCUACGGCCGCGGAGACUGCGUCGAAGGCCGCUGCGCGUGCCACGCCGGCUUCACCGGCGAGGACUGCGGCCAACUGAGCUGCCCCAGCAACUGCAGGAGCCGCGGCCGGUGCGUGGACGGCCAGUGCGUUUGCGACGAGGGCUUCACCGGGGAGGACUGCGGUCAGAGGGCCUGUCCCAACGACUGCAUGGCCAGGGGCUCCUGCGACGACGGGAAGUGCGUCUGUCGGGAGGGCUACAAAGGGGACGACUGCUCCGUGAUGGCUUGCCCGGACAACUGCAACAGCAGGGGACGCUGCAUCAACGGGAUGUGCGCGUGCGAGGGCGGGUACGAGGGAGAGAGCUGCGCCGACCUGAGCUGCUUCAACAACUGCCAGGACAAAGGCCGCUGCGUGGAUGGUCAGUGCGUCUGUGACGAGGGCUACAUCGGAGAGGACUGCUCAGUGGUGUCUCCUCCAAAGGACCUGACGGUGGGCGAGGUCACCCCCGACACCGUGGACGUCUCCUGGAGCAAUGAGAUGCUGGUUACAGAGUACCUUGUCACGUACGUGCCCACCAGUCCCGGAGGUCUUCUUCUAGAGUUCACUGUGCCCGGAGACCAGGCCUCAGCCACUGUCAAAGAGCUAGAACCUGGUAUUGAGUACCUGAUCAGUGUGUAUGCCGUCCUGAGCAAUAAGAGGAGCAUCCCCGUCAGCGCCAGAGUGGCCACAGAUCUCCCGGCGCCUGAAGGUUUAAGAUUCAAAUCAGUGAGAGAGACCUCGGUAGAGGUCAUGUGGGACCAGCUGGACAUCUCCUUUGAUGGAUGGGAGAUUUAUUUUCGCAACACGAAAGAAGAAAACGGUAAAGUGGUAAGCACCCUUCCCUCCUCUCAAAACCAAUUCCUCCAGUCAGGCCUUGGACCAGGACAGGAGUAUGAGGUCUCAAUCAACAUCAUCAAGAACAACACUAGAGGACCCCAAACGUCCAGGAAAGUCAGCACAAAGACGGAGGGCCCGCGGCAGGUUGAUGUGAAGGACGUCACAGACUCAUCGGCUCUGAUCAGCUGGUAUUUGCCGGUGGCACCAGUCGACAGAGUCACUGUCUUUUACAUGCCCAGCUCCAGCCCUUCAGAAAAAACCACUGUGAAUAUUUCCCCUACUGACAAGCAGUACAGCGUAGACAACCUGAGACCAGACACUGAGUACACAGUGUCACUCGUGUCCAGGAGUGGAGAUGUCACCAGUGACCCUGUCACCGCUACAUUUACUACAGCACUGGAUGCUCCCAAAGACCUGCGGGCUGUCUCCCAGACAGACGACAGCAUCACUCUGGAGUGGACCAACAGUCAAGCCGAUGUGGGCAGCUAUCGAGUGAAAUACAGCCCCAUCUCUGGAGCCAUUCACGGAGAAGAAGUGUUCCCACAGGGCCCGGGAGAGACCUCACAAGCUACUAUCACCGGCCUGAAGCCCGGGACAGAGUACGGGGUCGGAGUGACAGCCAUGAAAAAUGAGAGGGAGAGCCUCCCGGCUACUGCAAAUGCUGCAACCGAUCUUGACCCCCCCAGAGGUUUUGAAGAGGUCAAGUCCACAGAGACGUCUCUCACGGUGAGGUGGCAGAAGCCUCAGGCCAAAGUGGGUGGAUACAGGUUAGCGUACAUCUCCAUGGACGGCCGGGCAGAAGAGGUGGAGAUCCCGCCCACAGCCACCUCCUAUGUUUUGUCCAACCUGACCCCUGGGAUGAGCUACAGCCUGAGCUUAACGGCAGAGAGAGGACGCAGGAGGAGCAGACUCAUCUCACUGUCUGCAUCCACAGCCUCUUUCACUUUUUAUAUAGCUGACUCAGACGACCGCAAGCUAGCAACUCCUACCGUCUCAGAGGACAAUGUCAUUAGCUUUGUGUACUUAGAGCCGUCUGAGUCCCAGUUUUCUGGGACAGAGCCCAAGGAUGAGCAUGGAUCGCUGACCAUCUCAGGCAUCACGCCUGACGGAUUUGACCUCACUUGGAAGCUAAAGCCUCAGGAUGCGUAUGAUAACUUUGCAAUAGAAUAUAAAGACACUCAGCGGUUGUGGGAUGUGGGACAGGUCCAACUUCCUGGAGAUGCUCAUGGCUCUAGAAUCAGUGGCCUGAAGGCAUCAACAGAAUAUCAAAUAAAACUUUUCGGAUUAAAGAAUAGCCAGCGAUCUGAGCUACUUGAAGCUGUUGCAGCCACAGCACCUAAGCCUACCUCUCCAGAUGUACUGGCGCUGAGCGUCAAAGAGGCCCCAGAGUCUGUUGUGGAGAAUGAAAGCCUUGAUCCCCUCCAGUCUCUUAGCUCCGAAGCUCCAUCUGAAACUGUGAUGAGCUCCGGGGCCGAGCCUGAGAGCUCAGGCAUGGAUCUGCCGGGCGACCUCACAGUCAGUGUGACCGCCACCAGUGUUAGGCUGACUUGGUCAGCGCCCGACGAGGCAUUCGACCAGUUUUUGGUGGAAGUUCGUGCUCCAUCGGUGGCAGCACAGCCUCAAGUGAUCGUACUACCAGGAAGUGUACGGACAGCUGACAUAGAGGGUCUGAGCCCUUCCACUCACUAUGAUAUAACAUUGCAAGCAAUGGUGGGAGGGAGGCAGUCUUUACCUCUAAAAGUUUUUGCUGCUACAGCAGCGGAGCUGAAGCCAGCAGUGGCUAACCUCACCAUCUCUGACAUUUCAUGGGAUGGGUUCACUGCAUCCUGGAGCCCCACAGGUGGGGACUUUGACAGCUUUAUCAUUGAGGUAACAAACAUGGAGAAUUUUGCCGAGAGCCAGAACCUCACUCUGUCCGGAGACGCUUUGAGCCUGGGCAUCUCUGGGCUGAACCCCAACACCAGCUACAUGGUUGGCUUGUAUGGGAUGUAUCAGGGCGACUUCAUUGAACCUCUGUACAGGGAAGCAACCACAGUGAAUCAACCACUGGUUGGCAAACUAUAUAUCUCAAACUUUACAUCAGAGAGCUUUUCCAUCUUCUGGAAUGGCACUGAAGAACAGUUUGAUGGUUUUAUCUUGGAGAUAAUUGACUCUGAUUGGCUGAUGGAGCCAAAGGAAUUUAACAUAUCUCACAAUGUAAGGUCACAUGAUGUCACGGGGCUCAGGCCCAGCACUGAUUACAUAGCCUACCUCUAUGGGACAUUCAAGGGAUCUCGAACUCGGGCUGUCAGUACUGUUGCAUCAACAGCGGAAGAGCCUGUUUUGUCGAAGCUAGUUGUGUCUAACAUUACCUCAGACAGAUUCUCUCUGUCGUGGCGAACAAGAGAGAAGGAAUUUGAAAAGUUUAUAGUAGAGGUCAGAGAGUCUGCUUUGCCCUCGCAGGCAGUGGGGCGCACGCUUCCAGGAGACGUGCGCUCCACAGUAAUGACUGGGCUCAAAUCGAGCACAAACUACGACAUAAAGCUUUACGCCAGUGAUGGUGGUCAGAACACGCAACCUCUGUUUGCCGUUGCUACAACAGAGGAUGUCCCACAGUUGGGGCCCAUAACUGCUUCUUCUGUGAGCCCACAAAACCUCAGCUUGUCCUGGAGCACAGUGUCAGGCCACUUUGAUGGCUUUGUUGUCCGGGUCGGUGACUCUGAGCAGCAGUCUGACACACUGGAGUUCAGACUGCCGGGUGAAGUCGGUAACAUAACCGUCUCUAACCUGAUGGAUGACACAGGCUAUGAAAUUGAAGUGUAUGGUAUUUCACACGGGCGCCGCACUCCUUCUGUGUUAGCCCACGCUGUCACAGCUCCUUUGCCCAAAGUGGAAAACUUGACCAUUUCCAACGUUACCCCCUACGGUUUCCGGGUGUCGUGGGCGGUGAGGCAGCAGCAGCAGCAGGAGGAACUACCUCCCUCUAGUACCGGCUUCAGACACUUUCGCAUAAUGGUGACAGACUCUGGAUGGCUGUUGGAGCCUCAAGAGUUCACGGUGCCAGGAAAUGAAAGCCACCUGGACAUCUGGGGCCUCAUCACCGGCAUAGGCUAUGAGGUCAGGCUGACCGGGGUGUCAGAGUCAGGGCUUCUCUCUCGGCCUCUGACUACAGUGGCUGUGACAGAGGCUGAGCCGGAAGUGGAGCAUCUCUUCAUCUCUGAUAUCACAGCCGACAGCUUCCGUCUGUCGUGGGCAGCUGACGAAGAUCUGUUUGACAGAUUUGCGAUCAAAAUAAGAGACAGCAAAAGAUUAGCUCAUCCCCAAGAGUACAGCGUCCGCGGCGACGAGCGUACCAGGGUUGUAACGGGCCUCAUGGCUGGUACUGAGUAUGAAAUCGAGCUUUAUGGUGUCUCUUUGGACCAACGCUCUCAACCUAUAACAGGGGUUGCUCAUACAGCCCUGAGCACUCCGAAAGGCCUCAGCUUCUCUGACGUGACUGACUCCACCGCUGUUGUUCACUGGUCCAUGCCGCGCUCUCCGGUGGACAACUACCGCAUCACCUAUGUUCCAUUUGAAGGAGGAAGCCCAUUGAUCGUGACUGCCGAUGGCACCGUGUCUGAGGCUUUACUCGUCAAUAUGGUUCCUGGAAAGACCUACCAAGUAACUGUCAGCGCUCUGAAGGGUCUGGAGGAAAGUGAGCCGAGCACAGACACUGUAACCACAGCUUUGGACAGCCCGCAGGGUCUGACUGCCAUCAAUGUCACCGACACGUCCGCUCUGUUGCUGUGGCAACCAUCUGUGGCCACUGUGGAUGGCUACAUCAUCACCUUUAAGGCUGAUUCAGUGGCCCCAGUGGUGGAGCAUGUCUCUGGAAACAUUGUGGAGUUUCAGAUGAAGUCCCUCGUCCCGGGAACACACUAUGCAGUUGGAGUUCAUGGUAUGAAGGAUGCUAAGAAAAGUUCCUCCGCUCAGACUGAAUUUACCACAGACGUGGAUCCCCCUCGAGACCUGACGGCCAUUAACAUUCAGACAGACAGCGCAACUCUGACAUGGAAACCCCCUCACGCGGCAGUCACUGGUUACACGCUCACCUUCUCAUCUGCCGAUGGUGUUAUCAGGGAGGUGAUUCUGAGCCCGACAGCAUCCUCUUACAGCAUGUCUCAGCUCACUGGAUCCACAGAGUACAACGUCAAACUGCGGGCUAUAGCUGGACCUCAGAGGAGCCGUUAUGUGACCACCGUCUUUUCCACCAUUGGACAUUUGUACAGCCGCCCCCAGGACUGCGCUCAGAUUUUACUGAAUGGAGAGACGACCUCUGGCCUGUACACCAUCUAUAUCGGAGGAGAGGAGAGCCAGGCCAUCCAGGUUUACUGCGACAUGACCACAGAUGGUGGAGGAUGGAUGGUCUUCCUCAGACGCCAAAACGGAAAGCUGGAGUUCUUCAGGAACUGGAAGAACUACACCACUGGCUUUGGUAACAUGAACGAUGAGUUCUGGCUGGGUCUCUCCUACCUCCAUAAAAUCACAAAUUUGGGACAUUAUGAGCUGCGAGUGGACUUGAGAGACAACGGGGAAUCGGCCUACGCUCAGUACGACAAGUUCACGAUUGCAGAACCAAGAACACGUUUUAAACUCUACAUAGGAGCAUACAGUGGAACUGCAGGUGACUCCAUGACCUACCACCAGGGUCGGCCCUUCUCCACCUACGAUAACGACAACGAUAUUGCUGUGACAAACUGCGCCUUGUCUUACAAAGGGGCCUUUUGGUAUAAAAACUGUCAUCGUGUCAACCUGAUGGGGAAAUAUGGUGACAGCAGUCAUAGUAAGGGAAUCAACUGGUUUCACUGGAAGGGCCAUGAGCACUCAAUUGAAUUUGCAGAGAUGAAGAUCAGGCCAGCCAACUUCAGAAAUUUCGAGAGUCGAAAGAAGAGAUCGUAGACUUGUGAGCCCCCUUCCCUCCUGCACUUCAUCUCCACCCUUCAUCACCUCCCUCUUUUUUGAAUCACUCUCUAAAACACAUACCAACCAGUACAGUUUCAAUUAAUGGAAUUCAGUUCUGGCAUUCUGGCACACCAAAGAACUAAUAAGAAUAAGCUGUGGAUUUCUAGCUGUUCCCAUAUGGCACUGCUGUGUGAGUUUUUCCCCAAAAGUAGUUGACUUUUUCUUUCUUUUUUUGAGCUGUGUGAAUGGCCAAUCAUGUUUUUUCUAAGGGACCAAACACCUGGAUUAGUCUGUAAACUGUGGAAAAGAAUCGACCGAAACAUCCUCUUCGGUAUGUCAUUGGAUUUGUUUGUUGAAUUAGAUCGUAAUUUAAUUAUUGAUGACGAAAGAUUCAGAUCAAAAGAUAAAUCUUAUCUGUCUGUACAACCAUCUACCGACACAAGUGUUCAUAUUUAAAUUCUGAUUUGCUUAUUUUGAUGAAAAAGAAUACAUCUGGUGCUGUAUAAUCACUCAUUACAAAUAAAAAUGUUUAAAAGAAAGUGUGUGAGUGCUUCUAUCAGUGUGUGGUUCAUGUCCACACCAGUAGAUGACACUGUUUACUAUUUCUGUAUUUCAAUGCUACUUCCUAUUCAGGGCAUUUAAAAAAAAAAACAUUUUAGUUUGAUCAUUU
Messenger RNA from Menidia menidia (Atlantic silverside), 8149 nucleotides. The record is from the annotation of a GenBank genome assembly. Lineage: Eukaryota; Metazoa; Chordata; Actinopteri; Atheriniformes; Atherinopsidae.